AUGAGUACCGCGGACCUUGUCAAUCAUUUGAAGGCGAUCUACGCUUCGUAUAGACAUACCGCGGAUAUCGAUGCGAAGGGGAUCUUUUUUUCUCCAUCUUGCUACCAAAUAUGUCGCCCAAACCCCUCGUUUGCUGCGCACAAUCGUGAGACAAUCGUGCGCUACCUGCACGAGUAUGCACCCAAAGACGAAAACGGGGCAUCGGGGUCAAGUGGAAAGCCAGCGAAGAAGGGAUAUUAUACGAUACGACCACUCGAAAAAGAGGAGUUUGAGUUCGGCGCCGACGAGCAGACUGCUCCUGCCGGCUUUUCUUCAGCGUCGGAAGUCGAACAGAAGGCCAGAAGAGAGGGUACCUACGUCGGCAUGGACGUGGGAGAAUCCAUCAUGGGCUUCCGAGCUUCCCUAACCUUCACUAUUGGCGUGUUAACUCUAACAUGCAGAGCACAGAAUCCGAUCCCCGAGGACCAAGAUCCGUGUCUAGAUCCUGGGGUCCUUGCCUCGAAAUGGUUCGACGACAACAUGAUCCGACCAAACUAUGUUCCAGCAACGACGGAAGAAAAGCCUAUUGUUGCUCAGAGAAUCUUCGACCAGCCCCAGACUUCAGAGACUGGCAAGUCUUAUGUGACUAGUCUGGAGCAGACCAGCGUGCUCUACAUGACGGGAGUCAUUGUAGACUUACUGCAGGCUGAUGUCCAAAAGACUGGAGCACCUGAAGACUUGCCGCGGUCCCUCGGAACAGGGUAUAAUAGUGCCAUUCUUGUCGGCGAAAGAUCAACACUACGGUUCUCUGGUCGCAUCGAAACCCACAAUGGCGCAAUCAACCUGUAUGCAACUGGAGCUGGGACGACGGUCACCCUGGAGGCACCCCAACUGUACAGUAGCGGCCCGGGAGCCAUUGGUCUUUUUGCCAUCCGGGGUGCCAAUUUGGAUGUCACCAAUCUCCGCCAUUGCUCGGGUGGCUACCGAUCACCUACCCUCGCGGGCCUCAACAUCAACAGCCGUGGGGGCGUCGCCCACACUACCAACCCGGGGUCGCCAUUGAUUUACUCACUAGGGCGAACCAUGUCAUCCAAUCUGACCGGUUGGGCCGACGCGUCCCCUGCCAUAAUCAUGGAGGGGCCUCAGUAUGUACAUCUAAACGGUUCAACCAUCACUUCGGGAACCAUCAGUGGUUUCCUGUUCUUCGAUUGGUCCAUCACGGCUCAACAUGAUGCCGGCACGUUGGAGGCGAUGUCCCUCAAUCUGACGGUCCGCGAGGGCCCGGCCUUUUACCUGGCAACAUUUUCCGCCGAGAUCAUUCUAAUGAAUGCAAGGAUAUACAAUCCUUCAGGAAUUCUGCUUCUGGCGGAUACGAACACAGCAUCCCGGGACCUUGAGAGGGUCGAGCCGCAGCUUUGGAGCGGGAGUCCAAUCUCUUCCAACUCUUCCCUGACGCUGAUGGGCUCGGAAGGCAUUUCCGGAGAUAUCGUCACCCGGGGUGGUUGUACCGUCACUGUCAAUCUUCUGGCCAACAGCACGUGGCAGGGCUCCGCCAAUGCAUCUCUCAUCAAUAAUCGUGGGGGCUUGACAGUGCAGAUUGACGAUACAAGCACCUGGAUCGUAGCAAAGAACUCGUUCGUCCGAGGUCUGUCAGUCGUUGGUGGGGAUCUUGGACGCCUCAAGGACCAGGGGUACACGGUUGCGUAUGAUCAGAAAGCCGCAGAGAGCUCCUGGCUCCAAGGCCGGACGUACACUUUGCAGAGCGGAGGAAAGCUUCAGCCGUGGAAUUGA
This is a messenger RNA of Colletotrichum lupini, 1770 nucleotides long. RefSeq lists its product as uncharacterized. Bases 1 to 1770 code for a protein of 589 amino acids. NCBI's taxonomy places the organism in Eukaryota, Fungi, Ascomycota, Sordariomycetes, Glomerellales, Glomerellaceae. The transcript has 5 exons. The record is from RefSeq and is a predicted model, not a curated record.